AAGCUCAGCUCUGCCGUAUACUGCAUUGGUUGGGGAAUCCUGGCCGCCGACCGAAACGGCGGUACGAUCCAAACAUCAUUCUCGCUGGAGACUCUGUCGUUGACGGAUCGCGGUUAGUUUGGCACGUCGAGUUUCUCGGUUCGGAGCUUAUUUCCGACUCACAAUCACACACAUUCUGUGCUCGGUGAAAUCCUGUUCUGAUUGUUCUGCUGCGCGUGUUUUCUCAUCCUCAUCUGCGGCAUCCUUCCACCACCGGAUGGUGGCGGCGUUAGCGUUUGGGGCUUGAACGUGGAUGGGAUUGUGUUGGGGCUGGUGGCUUCCUCGUUCAAUCGGAGUGUGUGAAGAGUGUUCUUGUGGGGGUGGUUGAAUAUUCGUUCUCGAUUAGAAGAGCAAAACAAACGGGUGUCCCCAUAUUAUUGUCAGCUGCUUCCUGUUUUAUGCUUUUCGGAGGAUUGUGGAAAGUUGUUGUCAGACGACACCGGAGAUAAUUCGACCCAAGUGAGUUUGAUCGGAUUCGACCGAGCGUGAAGUGCUCACCCCCUUCUAUCCAAUAAAAGGAAAAUUCAUGUCCGGAUUUAUGGGAUUUGGUGGAAACGAACAAGGAGCAGCUGCUGGAGAAGAUUGUGACAUCCUGUUAGCUGGUAAGCUGAUUUCCGUUUGAAGCUGAAUUCCACGUUGUUCUUGUCGUUAUCGUCGUCGUCCGUCGUUGCUUUUGGAGACGGGUCGCAAAAAAGCCAACAUCAAACUGUUGAGAAAAAAUAAAACAGCGGAAUUGUAUUUUCCAGCGACAGGAAAGAAUUUAGUGUGUUCUGUUCUUGUACGUGUGAUAGGUGAAAGAUACAUGUGAAGCGCGGGGCAGAAUUAAUGCGAAAAAAUAAAUUUAUGCUUCUAGAGUGGAGAUUUAUUCGCUGUCAACUUAAUCGUCGGUUUCCAGCGCCUGUAGUGUUGGGUGGGUGAAGAAAACGUGAGCUUGUAAAAUAAUUUCAAAAAUAAUUCUCAGCGAGCUGGGAAGUCGUGCUUUUCAAAUUAACGAUUUCUAUGGAAAUUAUUUUAAUGAAGUGAAAUUUGACCCGUGUGUAUUUACCAGUUUGAUAAUCAAACUAAAGUAAUCAAAUAGUGAAACGAUUCCCAGUCUAUCAACUGAGCAACAGUGCAAAAUUUUACGAGAAAAGUUCAUGUUCGAGUAAGCCAUCAAACAAAGUCGUAUAAAAGUUUUCAAAAGUCAGUGCUAACCAGUGCAUAACUGAGGCAGCAGUGGAACGUACAUAAUCAUUACAAGAUUUAUGUGAGUUUUUGGUGGGAUUUAAUUGGUGCAAGUAUCUUCGUUGCACAUUCCACUUGGAAAUAAGGAAAUCCGAAGCUCGUUGUUGGAUGUUGGUGAUUUCGAACCGGCAAAAAGUAAAGCUUACCGAAAAGCCCUUACCGAAAACAUCGAAUUAGUUAACCUCCUGACCGUUCCCGGAAAGCCGACAAGUGAAGUCUGAAGACUCGUUUUCAUAAAUAUUGAAAAGGGACGAAAGUGUUGCUCGUUUGUAUAAUAGCGGCAAAAGGUACCAGAUGGAGCAAUCAAUCCCUUGAAAGUUCACUUGUCUUGUGAUUGCGUGGCGGGUCCCAUCUCUCGAACAGACAGAGAAGCAUAGGAGGACAGGUCAAACCAGCAGAGACGCGGGGAGCAGCCGCAUACAUUCCUUAAGGGAUUUCAGCUUUCAUCGGUGCUUCAACUUGAAUAAAGAUGACACACCUUCAGCGGCACCGGUUGGAAUCGGUCAGCGACCACAGCGCCAGUGCUCCGUCCACAUCGAGCAAAUCGGACAGCUCCGACGGGUCAGCGUCGGAAAUCUGCGAUGCCAUUCACGAGUGGUCGCUGGACGCAACCAGCGAGUCCCAGUCGAUUCCCAGCCAGAACAGCAGUGGCGAAAGCAGCACCAGCAGUAGCAGUGGCCAUCGGCAUCAUCACCACCACCACCAUCACCACCAUCAUGGACGGCACAGCCAACAGCCGAAGCAGCCGUUGAAUGGGAACUUCAUCAACGAGGACGACAACGAGCUGGAGUACAGCAAGCAUGAUCUGAUAAGUCUGGACAGUGGCAUGAUUACUGACUUUGAGCGCGCCCAGGUGGAGAGUUUCUUCAGCGGUCUGGGAACGGAGGUCUACGUCAGCACAUCGCUAGCCAAUCUGUACGAAAGCAUCGGCAAGGACGACUGGCGUCUGGUUUUCACUGGCAUUCCGGUGCUGCUGCACGACAAAGGGUGCACACGAUCACGCUGUACGCCGCGGGUGAGCUUUGUCCUGGCGGAACGGGGCACCUGUUUCGCCCUCUGGAAGGACACCAUCGACAAUCUGUCCGACUAUAAGGUCGCAGCGGCAGCCUUUCACACCAUGUGUCUCUCGGCAGACCACCGCAAGGUAAUCGGCUUCAGUUUCGACUCCAACCAGGCUGCCCGCGAGAUGUGGGUCCGCGUGGAGGAACUCAUCAGCAAUCCUGAGAACAUUGCCCUGUCCGUGCCGGGCCGUAAGCGGAAGCCCAAGAAGACCGCCAAACCCAUGACCCUUCCGCCAAAGUCACAAAUCUCCCAACCCUGUCAGUUCCACCACGUUACCAGCGUGACCACCAACGACACCCCGCGUUACUUCAGCCUGCAGGCGUUCGUGACCCCACCGGUCAAGCAUCGGGAACCCUAGGGCCGGGCCAAUGGCCGACCUUUUUAUAAUUUUUUAUUUCCAUAAUUUCCGUAAUUAUCCGUAAUGGACGAAUGGUUGGUCAAACGAAAAUACGCAUUCACACAAACAUACAUUUUGAGUAUCGAUAGGAGUUAUACUUUUUAAUUAAUGAGCACUGAUUAACAGAGCAUCACUCUAACAUGGAGAUCCGACCGCUUAAUGAAAAGCGCCAAGCGGGAAUUUUAAUUGUAAAUCAAUCGGCUGAUUUCCGACUGCGUAAUGCCUUUAUCAUUGAUUCUCCUCGGUUUGUAUUCCCUUUGUUUGUUUUUAACAUGGUAAAAGAGCAUGUAAUAAAAAUAAAUGACAGUUGAAUGUACAUUGAAAUGGUGUCAGUUUUACAAUUAAUUAUUAUUUUAGUAUAGAUCAGAAAUAUAAGAAAAGUAAAAUGGUAGUUUUUGUAAGACUUUGGAUGUGACGAACUGACAGAUAGAUGGCAUCAGAAAAAUAACAUAAACAAGAAAAAAUGGCAUGGCAUCGCUAAUUAGUUGUACAAUUGUGUACAUAUUGUGUCUGUGAUAAAUUGAUGGUAUGUGAACGAAAAUUACAGAAGACAAAAAGCUUUCAUCGAAUGUAACAAACAGAAAUUCCUCAGUAAACGAACAAACAGCAAUAUGUGGAUGCCACGAGCACCGAGUAUUCGAUUAUAUUAGGAUUAAUUUGAUUAAAGUUAUGAACUCGAUUUCAUCCCAACAACCCACGAAAUCAAUUGUCAACCUUUUAAUUAAAACAGAAAAAUUUCACAAUCACUCGAAUAGAAUACGAUUUUAAAUUUCUUACUUCUCUUCCCAACAAACCUACAUUCUUCAUCAGAAUCACUAGAAUUUAUCUCAUGCCGUGGCGCAAAUGGGGUCUAGAGGAAGUGAUAAGCGAAAACAGAAUAUGACAUGCAGCUGGGAGGAUUUUACCAACGGAAAGUCCAUUCUUCAGGGAAACAUGAAACCCGAUAAAACGGUAGCCGACAUUUGUUCUCAUUUUCGUCAUUCAUAACGACAACCCAGUUUGAAUAUUGUAAUGCAGAAUAUGUUGGAACAAUAGAAUUAAGCUUUGACUAGGAAUCCUGUGCUGUAGACAGCGCGGUUCGUCUUAUUUAUACCAUCAAGUUAGUUAUGUGAACAUAAAUUCACACGAUGCUUAUAUAGAAACUCUUCGUAACUGUUGCUGGAGUUUAACUUUAUUCUGAAACAUAGUCAUCCCUAGAACGUAAGGAAACAUUGAACACUGAAACUUAAAUUAAGUUAUCCAAACUAUGGACAAUUAUAUCUAGCUGUGUAAAUAAUUUUAUUAUUCAUGUAAGUUCAGAUAUCGAAAUAAAGCAAAUAUGUGCAAACAAA
Armigeres subalbatus is the source of this 4053-nucleotide messenger RNA. RefSeq lists its product as uncharacterized. Gene Ontology annotation, molecular function: RNA polymerase II cis-regulatory region sequence-specific DNA binding; DNA-binding transcription factor activity, RNA polymerase II-specific. The record is from RefSeq and is a predicted model, not a curated record. Lineage: Eukaryota; Metazoa; Arthropoda; Insecta; Diptera; Culicidae. The transcript has 7 exons. The coding region runs from base 1733 to 2683 and encodes 316 amino acids. Gene Ontology annotation, cellular component: nucleus. Gene Ontology annotation, biological process: regulation of transcription by RNA polymerase II.